GAGAUCAGUGGGAUUUUUGCCGUGGGAACAAUAGAACGGACUGGCGGGCAGAAAUGCAGCGGAUUCUGAGCGUUGAGACCAGCAGAAACUCGGGAAACGCGGAAUCUUCUGAGUUUGUCACCAAAAGACUUUGUUGCAGUGUUAUACUUACCGUUACGUUUUUCUCACUUAUUGGAGGUUUUUUUCUGGGUAGAUUCGUGUCAGAAAGAUCCGGCAACCAAAUCCGAGCUGAUUUUCAGGAGCUGUCGAGGAAGGUGAACGCAUUGAACAAUAAUUUCCAACGAGCUUUCCCUUUAGACUUCUUCAACGACACUGGCUGCAACAAAACACUGUUCCUGAAGUGCAACUUUUCAGUGAUAGGAAAAAAUGAUACAGGAAGUCUUUUGGCCAGAGACUAUCUUAGGAUGUUGAACGACUGUUUUGGAUACGGCUAGUUUUUAGGAAUGGAAUAAAUUUUGCGGAAAAAGACUUGAUUGGAUGACAGCAUUUCGUUGGAGCCAUAUCGUCGAAUUGUUAUUUUAAAUAAGACUGAACAUUAUAGCUGGGGUAUUUUUAGUUUCAAGGAACUAUUUUUAUUGCAAUAAAUUUCGUUAAAUACUUUGUUAAAUAUAUACAUAUUUCGUAAGAGGAGAAAUACAUAUGUGUAUAUAUUAUAGUAAAACGUUGAUGACUUUUGCAUAGACAAAUUUUGUUAUUCCUAAAAGAAAAUAGUUUGUACCUAAGUUAGUAACUGUUAAAAAUGAAUUUGUUUGAUCAUCACUCAAUAAAAUUGUCUUAGAAUGAUAAAAUAUAACUAAAAAUAAAAGAAAGUGGAACAGAA
Acanthoscelides obtectus is the source of this 820-nucleotide messenger RNA. Lineage: Eukaryota; Metazoa; Arthropoda; Insecta; Coleoptera; Chrysomelidae. The record is from the annotation of a GenBank genome assembly.